Messenger RNA from Drosophila rhopaloa, 2480 nucleotides. RefSeq lists its product as uncharacterized. Bases 364 to 2067 code for a protein of 567 amino acids. NCBI's taxonomy places the organism in Eukaryota, Metazoa, Arthropoda, Insecta, Diptera, Drosophilidae. The record is from RefSeq and is a predicted model, not a curated record. The transcript has 6 exons.
GCGCGGCACAGGUUAAAGCGAGCGGUUCGUGUGUCGGAAAAGCUGGAAAUCAAAUCAAAAGACUUUAACGGAAACUGAAUGAUUUAUGAUUUUUGUGCUGUGACAAAUGAGAUUUAUUUUUGGACAAUAGUGGAUUUUGGCAAUCAGCUAGAAUUGUUCUUUAAGAGCCGUACAUUUUGGCUAUCAAGUAGCGCAAACAAAUAAAAUAGUUACUCUUAUAACUAAAAAAAACUAAAACAACCAACAAUUUGUGACCCCCUGGCAGCACUUGCAUUUUCCCUCACGAUCAAUCGCCCAAUAACUCCCGACUGACACACAUUUGAUGAGAACAAAUAGCAAACUUAAAUAAAUCAACCGAAAAUAAUGUCAACGAAAUCAAUGGCAGGCCACGGCAGCUGCAACAUGUUGCUGCUGUGUCUGCUGCUGUUGCUGCCGGCAGUCUCCCCCGUCCGCUUGCCCAAGAGCAGCAGCGACAACAAUGCAACAGCAGCAGCAACAGCAACGGCGACAGCAGCAACAUCUGCUGGCAGCAACAAUGCCAAUGCCAAGGCUGCCAGCAAAUAUGAGAUACGCGGCGUUGCCGGUGAACCAAAUUACAAAUCGGUGAAUCUGACCUGGGAAGUUGAAUUCGUGCCGACGGCCCAUGACACAGAUUCGAGCCCCAACUCCAGCUCCAGCUCCAACUCCAACUCCAGAGCAGGCCAGGUGAACGCGACAAAUAUGAGCGGCGAUGUGGAACCGCCCCGGGCUCUGGCAUUCCAGAUCUUCUACUGCGAGAUGCAGAACUACGGCCCACAGCGGUGUCGCGUCAAAUUGGUGAACGGCACCACCGCCGCUGUGUCCCAGGAGGAUUUGGAGGAGAAGGAGAAGGAGCAGCAGGACGAGCACGAUCCCUUAGGUUCUCAGGUGCAGCACUUCGCCGCCGCUGUGGAAAACUUGCGGAUGGCCACCAAAUACAGUUUUCACAUUCGCCCGGCGGCUCAAAGGCGCCUUCAGGCGGGCGGUACUCGAAGCUCCAAUGCUCGCGCCGAAUUUCACGACGAAAAUGAGAUCGAGAGUGGAACGGGACACCUGCCUGGCCAGAGCAUUGUCAUACCCACCAAGGGCUUCACUGCUCAUGCCACACAGUGCUUGCCCCACGCCUCGGAGAUCGAGGUGGAAACGGGUCCUUAUUUCGGAGGACGCAUUGUCGUGGAUGGAGGAAACUGUGGUAUCAAAGGUGAUGCCAGUGAUUCAGCGGAUAAGUACACGAUGAGGAUCGAUCAUAAAGAGUGUGGAAGCUUGGUAAAACCAGAGACCAAUACGGUGGAGACCUUUAUCACGGUGCAGGAGAACCUUGGUAUCUUCACGCACAGUACGAGACGCUUUGUGGUGGUCUGCAGCUAUCAGUCGGGCAUGCAGACGGUCCGCGCAAGCUUCUCUGUACCCGGCAAGAACGGAGUGGCCGCCGCCUACGAGCCCAACGAUCCCUUCCAGCCGGACGAGGAUCAGCGUUUGGGCAGGGAACUCCGCCAGAUGCGCUACGUCAACAAGACGGAGCUAGUGCUGCGGGAGCCAGCGGACUCCUCCCAGUCCGAUCCCCAAUCCGAUUCCGAGUCCGAAUCCGUGGAGCAGGCAGCGGUGGUGGAGCAGACCCAGCCACCCACUACGGAGCAGGAGCAGGCUGCUCAGUCCAGAGGUCAGGGCAGAGCUCUCAACCUCAACGAGGUCAACAGCUUGGCGGAGGAACCGGCGGAGGGUCAUCAUUUGGAGCCAGUAGUGGGCACCAAGUACGCCAAACUGGUUGUGGACCAGACCCACGACUCCUGGAUGCCCCUGGAGGCGGGCUCACCACCAGGUGGUAACGUGGAGGAUGAAGCCGUUCUGCGUUAUAUUGGCUCCCAUCUGAGCAGCGUGCUGGUAACCGUUUCGCUAUCUGUGAUAAUCAUCAGCAUUUGCAUCGUUCUGCUGCAGCGCCAGCGGAUCCGCUCGCCGCCCCGCAGCCCCGCCCCCUCGCUGGCCGCCCACCUGCCGCACAAGACGCUGCCGCGUGCUCUGCAGCAGCAGCAGUACCAGUGCACCUUGUAGGUGCCCCACCUGCCCCCAAACUCCACCGACUGCCCCGCCUCGUCCUCCGGCCUCCAGCUCGCUAUGCCCACUUGUCUUGCUGAAUGUCAAAAGGAAAAGAAGAAAACUCCAUUUGGCUGAAGAUGACUGCGCAUAGCCACGCCCCACGCCCCCCACUCCCCAUAAAUCCUGCGGGAACUGCGGUUCCCAACUCAAAGCCCCAACGGUACCAGCGGGAUCGGCUUCCUACGAUUUACAUAAUUGCAAACUCGACUUUGACUCUGGCCAAGCUUUAACUGCGAUCGCGAUCACGAGGGAGGACGAGCGGGCAGAGGCAGUUCUCAUAGAGCGAGAUUAGUCUUUAGACUCCUAGACGUACGAUUUUUGUAUAAAUUAUUUAUGCCCAGAAAAUAUAUAUAUUUAUAGCUACUAAA